UCUGUUUUUCUCUCUCCGUUUGCACCUCGUUCGUUUGCAUUCCACAUUUUCCCCGACCAAUGCUGACAACGUUCAGCAAAGAAAAUUUUGUGAAAUCCUUAUUUACAUCGAACGAAACCGGCUAAAAUUGUGUUUUUCUGCAAUGAUGCUCAGCGAAGGAGCGGUCGUCUUGGACGAACUGCACCAUCAGAUAGAGGAAACCAUCCAUUAUUGCUACGUUUGCAAUACGCCAGUUUCCAACACCACCAACAAUCUCUGCCAUCUGUUUCCGAUCAUGAGCGAAGAUGAGGAAGCACUCAGUCCUGCCACUAUUCUUGCAAAUAUGCUGCAGUUGGACAUCACGCCGGAACUAUCCCACUCACAAGCCAUUUGCAUCCAGUGCAAUCUGCUGUGCAAUGAGUACCAACAGCUGUUGGACCGAUUGGAUUCUAUCAAGCUGCAGAUCACUGUUAGCUACAAUAGCACGGUGACUAAGCUGGCCGCAAGUUUAACCGCUAAAGAACUGGUGGAAGCUGAAGCCGAGGCACUAGACGAUUGCAGCAUGUCUCAAGAUUUGGUGCUUCCAGACACGGAUUCAGAAAUGAUUGCUAUUCCUCUGAGUGAUCUAACGGCCGUUGUUCCGGUCUCGUCAAGCGUUGCGCUGGAAUCAGACUCGGAUGCACCCUCGGAAACGAUAGUUCAACCGCUGCCCAAGCUUCAUCUCAUUCCUCGACAAAUGGACAGCACGGAAUCGAUUACACCCACGUCGAAAAAUAAUUCACGUUCCAUCAUCAAAGUGUUGCAAAAACCGGUAUCCGAAAGUUCAUCGGCCACCAUUACCAGCGAUGCUAUGAGCAACGACGUGGACAUAUGCGAGGUUCCUUCGACGGCCAUCACGAUGGAGCAGUUCUUUGACGGUGGCGACGGGAAUAUGGUGGAAAUCAUAACCGAUGCCAAUUCGACGGAUUACAUUUACGAAAAUGUAAUCGAAACGAUCGGUGUCUCCGAAGACGAUGACCCCAGCGAUGACAACGGAAACGACGGAGUGUUGAUUCUCAAAGGAAGGAAGCCAUCGACCGCGGUGUCCGUGGCGACGAUGGACGACGGUAGUCAGCACAUCGAAAGUGGUCUAUCCGAAAAGAGUGCGGAGUUUACGAUGUCCGAUCAAGCCUUCGGGCAGGAAGCGGACCCCGACAGUGCACAGAUAUUGAUAGCCGCAGCCAACGAGAGCUUGAACCGGAUGAAGGCCAAACUGGAAUCGCUCUUCAUCAAAACCAACAACAAUUAUUACUGCGCCCUGUGCAGUGCCAACGGAGGCCCUUCUACAGCUCACAAUGUGAAAACCGUUGCCAUUCAUCUGAAGAACGAUCACAACGAGAAGAUCCUAAUCUGCGAGCACUGCGAUGCUGUAUUCCGCCGGCGGACAGAAUACAAUCAGCAUUUGGAUCAGCACGUGGCCCAGGAACUGACUGACUUCCGGUGUGACGUUUGUCAAACGAAAUUCAACAACAUUCGAGCGCUUCGGAUGCACCGGAAGAAUCACGUCGCCACGCCCAAAGUGUGGUCAUGUGAGGUGUGUCAGAAAAAGUACAGCUCCAAGAAUUUGCUGGAUGAGCAUAUGAAUAUGCAUUCGGGUAAACGACCGUUCAAGUGCUCUCUAUGUCCGAAGGACUUCGCUUCCAAGUACACCCUCACGGCUCACAUGAAAAUCCACCAGGAUCGUGAGCGCUUGUAUAGUUGCAAGGAGUGCGGCAAAGGAUUCUACAGUCAGAACAAUCUCAUCCAACACGAGAAGAUUCAUUCCGGCGUUAGGGACUAUCGAUGUCCGGAUUGUGGGAAAACGUUCAUGUCCCAGCACAAUCUGGAUAUCCACAAAAUCGUUCACCUCAACUACAAGCCCUUUAUAUGUCGGACGUGUGGCAAAGGGUUCGCUCGAAAAGCGGAAAUCAAAGAUCACGAACGAACUCAUACCGGAGAACGACCGUUCGUGUGCGACAUAUGUGAUGCCAGCUUUUCUCAACGAUCAAAUCUACAAUCGCAUAAACGGGCCACACAUUUCAACGACAAACGAUACAAGUGCGAUAUCUGCAGUAGGUGCUUCAAGCGGCGCCGUUUGCUGGACUAUCACAUAAAAGCGUGUCACACAGGCGAACGUCCGUACAAAUGCGACGUCUGUUCGGCGACUUUUGUGUAUCCGGAGCACUUUAAGAAGCAUCAGAAGAUUCAUACCGGGUCGAAGCCAUUCGCCUGCGAAGUGUGCAGCAAAACGUUCAACAGUCGAGACAACCGAAAUGCUCAUCGGUUCGUGCACAGCGACAAAAAGCCGUACGAAUGUGUUACCUGCGGGGCGGGAUUCAUGCGCAAACCGCAACUGUACUCCCACAUGCAACAGCGGGGCCACCUGAACGAUACCAUCGUGGUUAACCAGCCGAGGAUAACCAGUGAAGAUAUGCUGGAAUUCGAUACGACCACUGACUCGAUUGGCGAUCCGGUUGAGUUUGAAUCGAAGGACGGCAUCAUACUGGAGGAAGACAUCGACGGGACACACAUUCUGAUGCGGGAUGAGUACUACAUCGAGGAAGAAGACAUCGAAGAAGAGGAAGAAGAACUUGAUGAACAGGACCACGUGAACUCAGAAGUAGCUGGUCCUAGCGAUCAGAUGGUCACCAACGCGCUUCAACUGGCCGACGCGACAGAGCUUUCCGAGUCGACUGCCUUGCUGGCGUCCAGCGCAGGUUUCAUCGAAGAAUCGGAUAUCAUCAGUCACGACGGUGAUGAUGAGGAGGGUAUGCAGAUGAUGAAGCUGAAAAUAACAAAUCCAAACGGAACGGACGGAAUAACCUGGGUGAAUUUUGUUUCGGAAUAAAAAAAAAAGUAGCGAUCGUGGGAAUCGAAAACAGGUUGAAUUACAACCAAAGAUAGUGCUAAUCGGAAUUUAUGUUCUUUGCAGAAAUGGCGAGAAUAAAGUGUACAUAUACCAAUGCAGAAUAAA
Aedes aegypti (yellow fever mosquito) is the source of this 2971-nucleotide messenger RNA. RefSeq names its product zinc finger protein 711. Gene Ontology annotation, molecular function: DNA-binding transcription factor activity; RNA polymerase II cis-regulatory region sequence-specific DNA binding. The coding region runs from base 143 to 2845 and encodes 900 amino acids. Gene Ontology annotation, biological process: regulation of transcription by RNA polymerase II. Lineage: Eukaryota; Metazoa; Arthropoda; Insecta; Diptera; Culicidae. The transcript is spliced from 6 exons. The record is from RefSeq and is a predicted model, not a curated record.